CCGGAAACGAGACCGGUAAAGCUGAGCUGUCAGACUCAGAUUUUCGGGAAGUCGUGAAGAAGAAUUUGUCCGGAGUUGGAGAUCGUUUUGUCGGACUGACAGGUCGUAUUCCGAACCCUAACACCGAAAGAGUCAAACUUGUAGUCUCGAGUUCUAACAUCCCACCGUCAGCACGAUGCGCAGCCAAGAAGUCCUGUUUGUUGGAUGUGUGUUUCUGGUACUCCUUAUGGACUCCAUCCUGGCUAAGAGAGACUACUACGAAGUUCUAGGUGUGCCAAAGACAGCGACAGAGAAACAGAUCAAGAGAGCUUUCCGCAAGCUUGCUGUCCAGUACCAUCCAGACAAGAACAAGGACCCAGACGCUGAGUCUAAGUUCAGGGAAAUCGCAGAAGCCUAUGAAGUUCUGCAAGAUGCACAGAAGCGGAGAGAAUAUGACCAGUUUGGCUUCAACAAGCCCGGCGGCGGGCCAGGCGGUCCUGGAGGAUUCGGGGACUUCAAAUUCGACUUUAACGACUUCUUCAGCCAUUUCGAUGCAUUCCAGACCCACAAGCAACACGAGCACGCCGGCGCCGGGUUUAACGGGGGAUUUGGCGGCGACAACGGCUUCCGUUUCUCCUUCGGAAACGGCGGAGGUCACUUCUUUGACUUCAAUGACAUCUUUGGAGACGAUGAUGAUGAUGAUGAUGACUUUUUUGGAAGCUUUGGGAACUUUGACAGCAUUCACAACCACUUUAAUCAUUUCGAUGACUUUGACGCCUUCUUUGGAGACCACCAGAGGCCCCACUCACACGCACAUGCAGGUGCACACGCUCAUGCUCAUCACUUUGCACAUAACCAUGGACAGGCCAGGAAUAUGCAGUCCAGAAAUAGUAGGCAAGGUGGAAAAACUUGCAGGACUGUAACACAGAGAGUUGGGAACAUGGUCACAACCUACACUGACUGCUCAGAUCCCUGAACUCUAGGCGUGGCAAAAUCGCACGAUUGCAAGCACUCGUCAACUGUUGACUAUUAUAAUAGUGGUUAAUAUAAGGACAAGUCUUCUGCUGCUACUGUAUCUGCUUCUACCGUUUUCAAAGGGAGUGUGGAUGAUAUUGUUAAGAAUAUAAGUUCAGCUUGCAGUACUUCAAAUUCCUUCAUGAUUUUCUUGUACCAUUUUAGCCAUCUACAGUAGACAGAUCUAUGUUAGAUGUUAUGUUAAACUGGCAAGCUUGUAAGAAUUAUAUUUGGUAAUUCCCAGAGUUAUGCAUAUACAUGUAGAAGAUACAAUGUACUAGUAAUUAAAUACAUUUACAAAGGUUACUCAUCCAGCUUAUGAUGGUUAAAAAUCUUGUCAAUACAACUGGAAAGAGUUUCAGCUGCAUUACAGCAGUCUUCAUCAGUGAAAUUAAAAAAAAACUGACAAUAAUGAAAAAAAAGAUCAGUGGACAGCAGUCAAAACAUCUGAAGCUCUAUUAUUUCCAGUUGUGUCAAAUAAAUCAAUAUUUAAUACUAAUGCAAUAGUUUCAAGUAUUUAUUAGUAACUGUCAAAGAGCUGUUUUCUUUGAGAUUAUUCAAUGCAAACAUUGUGCAGUUGUGUGAAAUUUGACAGAUGUCGUAUUGUCAAUUAUUGGUUCUCCAUUUUUCUGUGUUUGACACAAAUUUUGAAAGGCCAAAGUAUGUACAGUUGCUGCCUUGUCAUGUCUAAAAUGAUCUACUGAUCAUCGAUGAAGGUUAGACAUCCAGAUAAUGAGAACACAAGAAAACUGUUAGUCAAGUAAUUGAACAGAUGUUAAAAACUGUCAGACAUUUCAUAUAGCAUCCAGGUCUUUUCGUUAGUGACCUACUGAAACAACUUUGAAGUUGGAUGUACACGUAAAUUCAACUAUCACUAUGCCUUGGAGGUUUUGACUGUAUAUACUGUGCAACAUGUGUCUAAGAAGAAGUAGAACGUAUGUAAAUAUAAGAGAUUGUAAAGGCACCCAGGUUAUACACAUGAUAAUAAUGUGGUGCACUCCCUUUUGAUAUUUGGGUAAAGGUUAUAACACUCUGAGACACAACUGUAAAACAGUUUAUUUAUCUAUGAUAGCAAAAUAACUGGUGUGGAUGUAUAAGGUGGUCUAUAAUUAUGUUAAAUGUAUAUUGUGAGAUUGCUAAAGCUUGUAUCUUUAUAUUUGGGCACUUGGUGAAGUUUGUAAUGAGCAAAAUGAUAUCACAAUGCAAAAGUAGCAUACAAAUAUGAAGAGGAAUAUUAAAGGUUUCAUGUGUUAUGUCAUCGCUGUCUGUUAAUAAAUCAUU
Messenger RNA from Branchiostoma belcheri (Belcher's lancelet), 2274 nucleotides. RefSeq names its product dnaJ homolog subfamily B member 9-like. Gene Ontology annotation, cellular component: endoplasmic reticulum. Gene Ontology annotation, molecular function: protein-folding chaperone binding; misfolded protein binding. The record is from RefSeq and is a predicted model, not a curated record. Lineage: Eukaryota; Metazoa; Chordata; Leptocardii; Amphioxiformes; Branchiostomatidae. Bases 176 to 955 code for a protein of 259 amino acids. The transcript is spliced from 4 exons.